This is a messenger RNA of Andrographis paniculata, 1226 nucleotides long. Its product is annotated as dof zinc finger protein DOF5.4-like. The record is from RefSeq and is a predicted model, not a curated record. Gene Ontology annotation, biological process: regulation of DNA-templated transcription. The transcript has a single exon. Bases 154 to 1092 code for a protein of 312 amino acids. NCBI's taxonomy places the organism in Eukaryota, Viridiplantae, Streptophyta, Magnoliopsida, Lamiales, Acanthaceae. Gene Ontology annotation, molecular function: DNA-binding transcription factor activity; DNA binding.
CCCGUUUUUAGGGAUAUUUGUUUGUCAGUGAGAUUUGGGGAGAAUUUCAUUUGAAUUUUAGGGUUUGGAAAUGUCCAAUGGUUUGUAGCGAUUUUUUGAUUUGAUUGGAAUUAGAAUUGGAUUUGGAAUUGGAUUGAUCUGUUUUCAGGCGGAAUGCAAGGCAUGCACGCCGUCGGCGGCGGCGGCGGCGGGAGGUUUUUCGGUGGCGGAGAUAGGCGGUUGCGGCAGCAUAACCACCACGGAGCGGUGGCAGCGUUGAAGUGUCCUCGGUGCGACUCGUUCAACACGAAGUUCUGCUACUAUAACAACUACAACCUCUCUCAGCCGCGCCAUUUCUGUAAGAGCUGCCGGCGUUACUGGACCAAAGGCGGCGUUCUCCGCAACGUUCCGGUAGGAGGAGGCUGCCGGAAAACUAAGCGCGGCAAGCGUAAAACCGACGCAGAUGCUCCUUCAGGAGACCGUAGCUCGAACGCGCGGAGUUCGAGCAGCGAGAGCUCCAGCCUCACCGCGGCGACGACGACGGCGAUUUCGACGCCGACCUCCGCCUUAGCGGCUGCGGAAUACGGUUCGGCUUUAAAUAACACGCCGUCGAGCUCAGCCGCAGCUUGUACUUUCUCCGAUUCGAGAUUCCUCAACGCAAACGUUAACUACGAUUUUCCGGUGAAUCAGUCGGCGGACCGCCGGAUCUUCGCGACCGAGAUCGGACGCUUCGUGAACCUACAAGCGACGCCGCCGUCCGCCGCUGCGAUGGAGGAGGAUUUCGGCGUAGGCAACAUUCCGACGACGUCGUACGAGCAGGUACAGAGAGAAAAUCAAGCUCCAGGACCGAAUAAUCCUUCACCGGCCAAUGUGACGGCCGCGGCGACGGAAGAGCUAAAGAUGCACGAGAUUACGGCAGAUGUGAGCCACGCCGUCGGACUGACGGCGCUCGAUUGGGGAGGCGGCAGCGGCGGCGGAGGAGCUGGACAAAGAAAUGGAGGAGAUCAGGAUGAGGAGCUGUUUGAUCUAACGGCUGCCGUUGAUCUUGCGUACUGGAGUCAGCCCCAGUGGACGGACGGUGGAGAUCAAUCCCUUAAUUUUCUUUCCCAGUAAAAAUAAAAUAUCCUUUUCAAAAUUUUACGAUUAUAUAUAAGUAUAAAUAUAUUUUUAUAUAUUCAGUUGUAGUUGUGUUUUUAUUAACCAAUGAAAAUUUAUAAUUAUAUAUAUACACAGAUAUUUCUUUCUUA